AUGUCAUUAGAAAAUGUGGUGAAGGAAAUGUUUAUGGGAAAAAAGAAGAGACGUCGUGAGAAAGUGAACAUCUCUGCAUGUGCUGUUGUUGCUGGCGAUGGUGCAUCAAACGAUGCGAAACAUUCAUCGAAUGAACGAUCAGCGGACUAUUUACGCAACUUCAAACCUUUACCUUCUCAUUCUCACAAACAAUUUAAUGCAAAUCAGAAUUGA
Molecule: messenger RNA, 213 nt
Organism: Clunio marinus
Lineage: Eukaryota; Metazoa; Arthropoda; Insecta; Diptera; Chironomidae
Source: the annotation of a GenBank genome assembly